This is a messenger RNA of Corythoichthys intestinalis (scribbled pipefish), 1937 nucleotides long. RefSeq names its product pre-miRNA 5'-monophosphate methyltransferase. Gene Ontology annotation, biological process: negative regulation of pre-miRNA processing. The record is from RefSeq and is a predicted model, not a curated record. Lineage: Eukaryota; Metazoa; Chordata; Actinopteri; Syngnathiformes; Syngnathidae. The coding region runs from base 58 to 792 and encodes 244 amino acids. The transcript has 2 exons. Gene Ontology annotation, molecular function: O-methyltransferase activity; RNA methyltransferase activity. Gene Ontology annotation, cellular component: cytoplasm.
UUGCUCUAUGGGUGAAAUCAUUCCGGAAGCUUUUCGGCGGUCCAUCUAGCAUUUAAAAUGGCAACAUGCGCAAACGACGACGCCGACGAGGGCCCAAACGAACCCGGUGCGGCUCCGUAUGGGAACUUUAUCAAUUAUUACAGAUUUAACCCUCCAGAGAAUCGACUGAGUUUAAUUCCCAGCACGCUUCUUGGUGAUUUGGGUUACAACGAAAAGCGGGAACCUACACUACUGCUGGACGUGGGCUGCAACUCAGGGGAACUAAGUAUAGCCCUCUACAAGCAUCUGGUUGAGACCCCUGGCAGAACCAACGUCAACCUGCUGGCCUUUGACCUGGAUGAGAACCUUAUCGAAAGAGCUCGGGAGGUCAAUCCUGUCCCAGGCAGCGUCACCUUCAUUCCUAUGGACAUCACCGGCGACUGCUCCCCACUCCGGGAGCACCUCGCGUGGCACGGGAACUCUCACUUCCACCUUACCACGUGCCUGGCCGUCACAAUGUGGAUCCACUUGAACCACGGCGACGCCGGUUUCCUCCAGUUUCUCUCUCGUCUGGCCGAACUCAGCAGGCACCUGCUGCUGGAGGUGCAGCCGUGGAAGUGUUACGGCUCAGCGGCCCGCAGGCUCAGGAAGCUCGGCCGCUCAGAUUUCGAGCACUUCAAGACCCUGAAGUUAUGCGGCGACGUGAGCGAACACGCCAGGAAACACUUGGAGACACACUGCCAAAUGGAAUUUGUACAAUGCUUCGGCAGAACUAUUUGGCACAGGAAGUUGUUGCUUUUUAAGCGAAAGUGAUACUGAAUCAAUUCCAUUUGCCUUUUUGUUUUAAACAUAAGUGCCUUUUUGUUUUAGUUUAAUGGUAAACCUCAACUGUGAGUGGCAAUAAAAAGCUUGAAGCAAGCAUGCAUUGCAUCUUUUCUAUAAACAAAAGCUGCUUUUCGUAACGGUUGCCGUUGACAUCGGCUGUAGCUGUAGCUCAUAACUUGAUUUUUGCUCACACUUCAAAACUAGUGUUCCAGCACACUAGAGGCUUAUAUGGCUGUGCUCACAUGUCAUCGACUGGCGAACUCGUAACCUACAGGCACCAGUAAGCAAUUAAUCAGCCCUGAUGCAAAAAAAUCAACAAUCACGCCACUCCUGGGAUGUCCAUAUAUGUAGAUUAGUGCCUCAACGAUGAACUCUAAUUCGAUUAGGAAAACAGCAAAUCAAAUUUUGCUGCUUCAAGUAUUUGUUUAGUGCCGUUGUAAUGGUUUGUUUUGAAAGUGUUUGCAUGUAGUUUUAUCGAUUUGGGUGGAUACACUAACCGUGGCAACAGUAAAUUAUCACAUAACUUAUUAAACAUGGCUGAAUCCAGCCGCUCCCUGUUAGGACCAGCAAAAGGUAAGUUUUUGUUUGAGAUGCAACUGCAAAAACCCCGUAUUUCUCACAGUCGGCGAAGGUGGGCUGUAAGAAAAUAUGUCAGGCGGGUCAAAUUUAGCCGAAACUAUCGGUAGAGCUGUUCUGACUGCAAUACAAAGUUUUCCCAGUGAGAAACGCGGGAUUUUUGCAGUUGAAGUUAGAAAAAUCAACCUUGCUCUCCAGUCCAGUCCAACAGAGACCCCCCUUGGCUAUUCUUUGUAACUUUACUGGGUUUGUGCGUAAAAGUGACACUAAAAGCACAAAAUACUCCUUAAAUGGUUUCUCCUAAAUGUGUAUUUUACCUAGAUAUUGUUUUUAUCACAAUAAAUCAUGUCCAAGAGCCGACUGCUACCGUUGAGUAGGUUUUAUUCAUUUUCAAGCACCGGAAACAAACAGUCUGAGCUGCUCCAGCUUUUAUUUUGUUUCUUCCAGUCUCCAGUCAUGAGAAUUUGAAUAUUACGCUUAAUAUUUAAUUUAAACUGUUUCCAGAUUUAAGUAUAGUAUUUAGAUGUAUUUACAUUUAGGAUUUAAUAUAAAAUUCA